AUGAGUAUGCUUCAUCAAUCUUGUUUCGUCCGAGUGCAGAUUCACAACCGUCUGGAUCCGAGCUGCUGUGGCUUCAGUCCCCGGCAGCAGGACGCUUGCUACGAAGCCGGCCGCCAUCUUGAAUGCGCAGACCAGGACCGGAUCAAACUGGCAAACAUCGUGCACAGGGGCCAGGACCCCCGGCAUCUGGUCCUCACUGCCAACAAGGGCUACUUUGACCGCAGCGAGGACAACCUAGACUUCAGGCUGCUGGAAGGAAUCAAAGAGCUUCCUGAGCGGUCCGUGUCGGUGCUGAGGAGCGGGAGGCUGAGGGAGAAGCUCCUGCAGUCGCUCUUCCUGGACCAGACCUACUGGGAGAGCCGGGGCGGCCGAACGGGCAUCGACAAGCUCAUUGACGUCAUCGAGAGACGGGCCCAGGUCCUCCUUACGUACGCCAACGCGCACGGCAUUGCGGCGGUGGCCAUGAGCGAGUGAUGGGACGGUAACUAGGACUGAAAGAACCUUGUUGGCGUUCACUUUGUCUACUUUUCUGUCCCGUUGUGAACCCAAAUGCGGCCAUCUUUAACUUCAUGCUAAUUAUCACCUUCAGCCCUUAUUUUUGCCUUAUCUCCAUUAUUUGCUCUCUGGAAUGAAUGUGCUGAUAAAAGGUUACAGUCACA
Molecule: messenger RNA, 659 nt
Organism: Entelurus aequoreus (snake pipefish)
Lineage: Eukaryota; Metazoa; Chordata; Actinopteri; Syngnathiformes; Syngnathidae
Product: Golgi-associated kinase 1B-like
Exons: 2
Coding region: 1-474 (157 amino acids)
Cellular component (GO): Golgi apparatus
Source: RefSeq, a predicted model, not a curated record